Messenger RNA from Raphanus sativus (radish), 960 nucleotides. RefSeq lists its product as uncharacterized. Lineage: Eukaryota; Viridiplantae; Streptophyta; Magnoliopsida; Brassicales; Brassicaceae. The record is from RefSeq and is a predicted model, not a curated record. The coding region runs from base 191 to 691 and encodes 166 amino acids. The transcript is spliced from 4 exons.
CUCUCUCUGCUCAGACACACAGUGUCUCUACUCUCUCUCACUAACCACCCCUACAAGUAGACUUUAAGACAACUUUGGCCGAGUGUUGAGUAAACCCAUCGGGUCAUUUAAUAAACCCCAAUCUCUCUCUCUCUCUCACUUACUUUAAAGCAGAGAUCUAACAUCAUCAAAUUCAUUCACAACAACAGCCAUGGACUACGAAUACGGUGGAGUAGGAGAGUACUGCAGGAGAGGACACGUGCCGGCGUUUGGAAGCUGGGACUGGAACGACGCCGUUCCAUUCACUCAGUGCUUCGAGACAGCAACCACCACCACUCAUCAUCAGCAACCUUCUUUUCUCCACUACGCUGCUUACCCUCAAGAUCGUGAUCUUUACCUCGCGGGCGGCGAUCUUUACGAUAAUCACCACCUUGUCGCUCCCGCCGUGAUUCUCGUCCCUCGACGCCGGGCUAGGGUGGGCCAGGAGCCGAAGAGGACCAGUUCCAAGGAGCAACACAAGUUCAAGACGGAGGCACGUGAGUCUGACGCACCGAUAAGUUGUCCAACUCCUAUGGUGAAGCGGAGGACGAAGCCCGUGGACGAAGACUUGUACAGGAUCUCACCUACACUUCUCUCCGUCAAAUCCACAAAGAAAAGAGGAGGUGGGUUUGGGUGCAUUCCAAGUUGUUUUUUGCCAACACGGGUGCUUUGAAGCCACAACGCGUGGGAGACUGAGUCAGACAACACUUUGGUUGUGUCUUAAUAUUUUUAUAUUUUAAAAAUGGGAGAAGAAUGUAUGCUUGUGAAACCAUGUAUGUAUUUAUGCGUAGAGUCAUGGAGAUGAAUUCUAAAAGAUAAGAUAUAUGUAGUAGUAGAGCUUUGGGAAGAGCGAGCCAUAUUGUAUUACGUAAACUAUUAAACAAUGUGAGACUUGUUUUGCAGCUUUAUAUUUUCCUAAGUAUGUCUAAAUUUGAGCUGAUU